Messenger RNA from Setaria italica (foxtail millet), 846 nucleotides. Its product is annotated as aquaporin NIP3-2. Lineage: Eukaryota; Viridiplantae; Streptophyta; Magnoliopsida; Poales; Poaceae. Gene Ontology annotation, molecular function: channel activity. Gene Ontology annotation, biological process: transmembrane transport. The transcript is spliced from 4 exons. Bases 13 to 846 code for a protein of 277 amino acids. The record is from RefSeq and is a predicted model, not a curated record. Gene Ontology annotation, cellular component: membrane.
AGAAGCGCCUCCAUGGACGUCUCAGUGAGCAUCCCUGCAGCAGCUUCUCCCAUGGAGAACAUGAGCGACGACAAGAUAGCAAUCGUCAUCCCCCACAGGUCCCCGUCCAACAAGAUCCUGCCACUAGGGUUCCAACUACAACAACACGAGCCAUCACCUCAUCCGCCUCCCACCGGCUUCGCCGAGAGGGUGGCGCUUCCUCUCAUCAAGAAGGUGGCGGCGGAGCUGCUGGGGACGUUCCUGCUGGUCUUCACGGUGCUGUCGGCGCUGAUCACAGACGAGGCGCACGGCGGCGCGCUGGGCCUGCCAGGCGUGGCGGCGGCGGCGGGGAUGGCCAUAGUGGUCCUCGUCUCGUCCCUCGCCCACGUGUCCGGGGGCCACAUGAACCCGGCGGUCAGCGCCGCCAUGGCCGCGUUCGGACACCUGCCCCGGCCCCACCUCGCGCCCUACGUCGCCGCCCAGCUCCUCGGCUCCACCGCCGCCUCGUUCGCCGCCAAAGCGCUCUACGAUCCUCUGAACAUGGGCGCUACUGUCGCCACCGUGCCGACGAUCGGCGGCGCCGAGGCGUUCGCCGUCGAGUUCGCCACUACGUUCGUCUUCCUCUUCGUCGUCACCGCCCUCGCCACCGAUCCUAAAGCAGUGAAAGAGAUGGUGGCAGUGGGAGCCGGGGCGGCGGUGGUGAUGAGCGCCCUCGUCUCCGGGAAGUGGACGGGGGCGUCGAUGAAUCCGGCGAGAACGCUGGGGCCGGCGAUUGCCACGGGGACGUACGCCAAGAUCUGGGUCUACAUGGUGGCUCCACCGCUGGGCGCCAUUGCUGGGUCCGGAGCUUACCAUGCGCUCAAGUGA